AUGGGAUCAGCGCCAGCCUCAACAUCUCCCUCUCCAGCCAAAGCAACCAUCCCCAUGAUCGACCUGAGCGCUUUCCUCUCCGCCGAAGACAGCACAGCAGAGCAACGCCUACAAGCCGCACAGGCCCUAGUAUCCGCCUGCCGCGAGAUCGGGUUCGUGUACAUCGCGAACCAUGGCGUGCCGCAAGCGGAAGUCGAGCGGGCAUUCGCGCUUUCCAAGGCGUUCUACGACCUGCCCGCCGAGCAGAAGAUGAAGGCCCCGCAUCCGCCAGGCUGGAGCGUCCAUCGCGGGUAUUCGUGGCCGGGGCUUGAGAAGGUGUCGAGUGCAUUGAGCGGUGUGGACGAUGAGGGUCUCGUGGCCAGCUUGAGGGAGGUGCAGGACUACAAGGUCGAUGGAACAGCUGACGAGAUACAAAAGGAGAGCUACGAGAUCGGCUCCGAGUCAAACCCGGGCCAACCCAACGUUUGGCUACCGGACGAGAUUCUCCCAGGUUGGCGUGAGUCUAUGACGGCGUUCUACUGGACGUGUUUUCACGCCGGGAAACGCAUCCUGCGUGCCCUCGCACUCGGCAUUGGACUCGACGAGGACGCGCUGCUCAAGUUCCACAGUGGACAUUACAACCAGCUGCGUCUGCUGCAUUAUCCGCCCAUUCCGGCCGGAGCGAUCGAGGACGGCAAGUUUGCGAGGAUGCCUGCGCACACGGACUGGAGUACCGUGACGUUCCUGUUUCAGGACGAUUGUGGAGGGCUGCAGGUUGAGGAUCCGAAGCGGAUGGGCCAGUUUAUCGACGUUGAGCCGAUCCCGGGGACCGUGGUCAUGAAUGUGGGCGAUCUGUUGAUGCGCUGGAGUAACGACUAUCUGAGGUCGACCAUGCAUCGCGUUCGAUUGCCUCCACUACAGGAUCGAUUCUCGGGCGAUGAGAAGAUGACAAGAGCUCGUUACUCAAUACCCUACUUUCUCACCACAGAUCCUGACCUCCUGAUAGAGUGCUUACGGGUUGAUGAACAUCAUCCUCCCAAAUAUGAGCCGAUUACCCAGCGAGACUAUGCAGCGAUGCGAGCAAGAGUGCAAUACUGA
Messenger RNA from Exophiala bonariae, 1077 nucleotides. RefSeq lists its product as uncharacterized. The coding region runs from base 1 to 1077 and encodes 358 amino acids. Gene Ontology annotation, molecular function: 2-oxoglutarate-dependent dioxygenase activity. The transcript has 3 exons. The record is from RefSeq and is a predicted model, not a curated record. NCBI's taxonomy places the organism in Eukaryota, Fungi, Ascomycota, Eurotiomycetes, Chaetothyriales, Herpotrichiellaceae.